Ceutorhynchus assimilis (cabbage seed weevil) is the source of this 1111-nucleotide messenger RNA. The record is from the annotation of a GenBank genome assembly. NCBI's taxonomy places the organism in Eukaryota, Metazoa, Arthropoda, Insecta, Coleoptera, Curculionidae.
GACAUUCUUGAUAUUUGAUGGUUGACAGACGGUGACAGGAAAAAAAACCGUCGUACGUACAGUACGUAGUGGUUGCCGCCAAGUUGUGUGUGUUUACAUUUUGAUUUUCUAAUAAAAUCUAUCUCAAAACAGUUUUGUAUGUGAGAAACAGUAGUGUUCAAGUUGAAAUGAUGAAAACCGAUCAAGCGAAAAAGGUGAUCAUCAAAAUUGAUUCGGAGGUACAGCAGGAGAAUGUUAAAAACACCAGGAGAGGCUUGAAAACGAUCCAACCCACCACCGACAAGGAAAAUUUCUCCGGCAGAAUCAUUGCUAAAGAGGGAUUAAAGUUUUCUGGAAGUAACGAACCUAAAAAACCUAAACCAUUGCUCAUGCACAAAGAAACUCAAACUGAGAAAUACAUAACCGAUAUCGAUGAUCUAACUGGAGAGGAAGCAGGAUUAGAUUAUUGGAAAAGAUUGGCUGAAAAGAGGCAAGAAUGUCUGGACGAAAGCUUUCAGGAAAUUGAAAAAUUGAAAGGCAAUAUCGAGACUCUGCAAGAGGAGAAUAAAAUAUGCAAAGAGAUGUUGGAUGAAGCUAGGAGUCUUGUGGAAGUUUUACAGGAAAUGAUGCCAGAUGAAGAAGCAGCUGAAGACGAGUCUACAACUACUAAGAAGAAAGACUCAGAGACUGACUCUAAUUGAAUAUUGAUAAUAAUAACACAUUGACUGCCUUCUUGAGUCCAACUCGAUCAAUAAGAAUAGGGUUAUAUUUGCAGUAUUGAAGUCAUCUUGGUUUACUCAAUUUGACAAUAAUAACCUAUCUAAAAUAUUGUGUAUCUGUUUCUACUGGAUGAGAGUUGAUGUGUUUAGUAAAGUAGUGCCUUAAUUUUAAUGUUUUUAGUUUAGAAGACAAUAUUUCUAGUUUCUCAAACGAGCCAAAGCAGAGUUGCAUAAAGAAUAUUAUACACAAAUUAACCUUGUACCUAAUUAUUUAAUACAGAUUCUACUAAAUUAGCAUCACUCGGAAGUUUGAUCACAUAAUGUAAUUUUUAAGAAUUUUUGACUAAUUUUUUUUGUGGUAAUGAAUAAAGUUGGGGUUUUGUAAGUAUAUACCUAUCAAAUAUGGAACGGAA